Molecule: messenger RNA, 1623 nt
Organism: Ochotona princeps (American pika)
Lineage: Eukaryota; Metazoa; Chordata; Mammalia; Lagomorpha; Ochotonidae
Gene: ERAL1
Product: Era like 12S mitochondrial rRNA chaperone 1
Exons: 10
Coding region: 1-1302 (433 amino acids)
Biological process (GO): ribosomal small subunit assembly
Cellular component (GO): mitochondrial matrix
Molecular function (GO): GTP binding; ribosomal small subunit binding; rRNA binding
Source: RefSeq, a predicted model, not a curated record
AUGGCUGCCCCCAGCCGGCAUGGGGUUGAGCUUGUUCGAGCGGCCUUAGGGGUCUGGCGGCUGAGCCCCCACGCUGCGAGGGACUGGAUGGCCCCGCUCCCCUCGCUAGUAGCCAGCUGUCAAUUCAGGCGCGUGUCCUGUGCCGUGGGCGCGGCUUCUUCGGGGCGCCGCCUUGCCCCAGACUCUGGCCGUUCCAGCCAGGUCUCAGCCCUGGACCGCUUACUCGGAUUCCCUCAGCCCGACAGUUCACUGACUGCCUGCGCUCCCGCCGUAUCCAUGCACAGAGGUGAACAGGAUCUCCUGUUGGGCCACCCCCCUGACAUGCCUGAGAAUCCCCGGGUCCUACGAGUUGUCAUUCUUGGAGCCCCAAAUGCAGGAAAGUCGACACUCUCCAAUCAAUUGCUGGGCCGAAAAGUGUUCCCUGUCUCCAAGAAGGUGCAUACCACUCGAUGUCAAGCUCUGGGAGUCAUUACGGAGAAGGAGGCCCAAGUGGUUCUGCUCGACACACCUGGAAUCAUCAGUCCUGCUAAACAGAAGAGGCACCAUCUGGAGCGCUCUUUGUUAGAAGAUCCAUGGAAGAGCAUGGAAUCUGCGGAUCUUGUUGUAGUUCUUGUGGACGUCUCGGACAAGUGGACUCGGAACCAGCUCAGCCCCCAAGUGUUGCAGUGCUUGACUCAGUUUGCCCAAGUCCCCAGCGUCCUUGUCCUGAACAAGGUAGAUUGUCUGAAGCAGAAGUCGGUCCUCCUGGAGCUUACAGCAGCCCUCACUGAAGGUGUGGUCAAUGGCAAGAAGAUCCCGAUGAAGCAGGCCCUCCGCUCAAGCCCCAACCCAGCAGCUAAGGGCUCCAGCACACAGUCCAGGGAAAACCCUCAGCGGACUGGCUGGCCCCACUUCCAAGAGAUCUUCAUGUUAUCAGCCCUAAGCCAGGAGGACGUUAAGAUGCUUAAGCAAUACCUUUUGGCCAAGGCUCAGCCCGGGCCCUGGGAGUUCCACAGCGGAGUCCUCACUAGCCAGACACCUGAAGAGAUCUGUGCCAACAUCAUCCGAGAGAAGCUCCUCGAGUAUCUGCCCCAGGAGGUGCCCUACAACGUGCAGCAGAAAACAAUGGUAUGGGAGGAAGGACCAACCGGGGAGCUGGUAAUCCUACAGAAACUUCUGGUGCCUAAGGAAUCCCAUAUGAAACUCCUGAUUGGUCAGAAGGGCCAGAUGAUCUCUCAGAUUGCACAGGAGGUGGGCCACGACCUCAUGAACAUCUUCCUCUGUGAUGUCCGGAUCCGCCUCUCUGUAAAGCUCCUCAAAUGACCACCCUCUACUGCCCCUCCCAGGGCUGCAACAGGGGAAGUGCCCCUUUCCUGGAGGCCUGACAAAGACGUGAGGGUCCUGGGUGCUGGCUGGCUGGCCUGGCCUUGUCAGCCUCUGCCCAGCCAUGAUGCCUACUAGAGAAGCCUCAGCUCACCAUCAGGUUGUUCUGCCUGGUGCCACAGCUACUUUGGCCUCAGAAAUUGGCCCCUUGGUGGGAGUGAUGGCACCCUACCUCCUGGGGCAUUGGGCCUGUGGUUUCUCUAUGAGUUGCCAGGUGUUAACAGUGAAGAUCUCUUCCCCCAGGAAGCUUUGAAGGGUCCA